Messenger RNA from Fraxinus pennsylvanica, 420 nucleotides. Lineage: Eukaryota; Viridiplantae; Streptophyta; Magnoliopsida; Lamiales; Oleaceae. The record is from the annotation of a GenBank genome assembly.
AUGAUCGGGAAGGCGAGGUUGCUAGCAGAAGCCAAAGCUAUAGAAGAUGCUCAAAGCAAGCGGAAGCAGAAGCCAAUAGGAGGAGAGAGCUGGACAGAGAAGCAGCUCGAGAGGCAUUGCUCAAGUCACAAACCGCAUCCAGCUUUCAGUGAAGCCAUAAUCAGAGAAGGCGAUUUGACUGCUGGGAGAUUUCAGCUCGCGCAAGUGCAAGCCCUCGGGCUUAUCGGCUUCCUCGAUUCCCGCUCUCACUCUCAAGUCGACAAGGCCUUUAUACGUCUGAUUCGUCAUGAAGCUGUAACCAAGCUCGAUACGGCUCGACGCUCAUUGGUUCCUAAUUCUGGCCAACUAUUCCCCAUCAUCAUCGCAUUCCUCGUUGUCAUGCUGCCUUCACAGAUCGACGACACUUUCAUUUGGGUUUGA